AUGGCCUCCGCGACGUCCGCGACGCCCGCGAUCCGCCUCACCGUCCUGAUAUCAGGCAACGGCUCAAACCUUCAAGCCGUGAUCGACAAAGUGGCAGCGGGCCAACUGGGCGCAACGACGACGAUCGUGCGCGUAAUCUCCAACCGCAAAGACGCCUUCGGGCUGGAGCGCGCAAGGAAGGCAGAGAUUCCUACGCAUUAUCACAAUCUCGUCAAGUACAAGAAGCAGCAUCCCCCGACGACCGAGGGCAUCCAGGCCGCGCGCGAGGAGUACGAUGCAGAGCUUGCACGGCUGAUUCUCGCGGACGCACCGGACCUCGUCGUGUGUCUGGGAUUCAUGCAUGUUUUGUCUCCGCGGUUUUUGGAACCGCUGCAGAAGACGAAUACGCGGAUCAUUAAUUUGCAUCCUGCGCUACCUGGGGCGUUCAACGGUGUGAAUGCGAUUGAGCGAGCCCAUGCGGCAUGGUUGGAGGGCAAGAUCGACAAGACCGGGGUGAUGAUCCACGAUGUGAUCUCGGAGGUGGAUAUGGGAACACCCAUCCUCGUGCGGGAGAUUCCUUUUCGGAAGGGAGUCGACGAGGAUGUGCAUCAGUUUGAAACGCGGGUACAUGAAGUCGAAUGGGGAACCGUCAUUGAGGGAGUGGGUAUGGUGAUCCAGGAGCUGGUGGCCCAGAAGCAAAAAGGAUCAUGA
Messenger RNA from Penicillium riverlandense, 690 nucleotides. RefSeq names its product phosphoribosylglycinamide formyltransferase. Gene Ontology annotation, cellular component: cytoplasm. The transcript is spliced from 2 exons. The record is from RefSeq and is a predicted model, not a curated record. Lineage: Eukaryota; Fungi; Ascomycota; Eurotiomycetes; Eurotiales; Aspergillaceae. Gene Ontology annotation, molecular function: phosphoribosylglycinamide formyltransferase activity. Gene Ontology annotation, biological process: 'de novo' IMP biosynthetic process. The coding region runs from base 1 to 690 and encodes 229 amino acids.